Conger conger (European conger) is the source of this 1999-nucleotide messenger RNA. Its product is annotated as N-alpha-acetyltransferase 40-like. Gene Ontology annotation, molecular function: histone H4 acetyltransferase activity; protein N-terminal-serine acetyltransferase activity; histone H2A acetyltransferase activity. Lineage: Eukaryota; Metazoa; Chordata; Actinopteri; Anguilliformes; Congridae. Gene Ontology annotation, cellular component: nucleus. The coding region runs from base 365 to 1081 and encodes 238 amino acids. The transcript is spliced from 8 exons. The record is from RefSeq and is a predicted model, not a curated record.
GUGACGUAUUUCCCUAACACUGGAGACUGAAAGAGGAAACGCUUUCUCUCUCCAUUCGUGCUCGUGCUGAUGUUGUACGGGGCACAGGAGAAAAAGAAAGGAGGGAGGAAAAGAAAGGGGAAUAUAGUUUAUUUUGGUCCCUCCUCCUGUCGCCAAUUUGGAGGAACAAUAAAACGCGAUUAGGGGAGAUUUGUAGCAGGCUCGCUUGGUAGCCAGCUACUACAGCUUUGUUAUUUUUCUCUCGGCAACCAGCUAGUCAACUUUUAUUUAUACUCGUUAUUCUUCCACAAAACAAUCACCACACACAAAACAACUAUUGAAUACAAGACAUAUAGCGUGGAGACGAUCGCUUAUAUACCAAGAUAUGGGGAGGAAAUCGAAUCGGGCGAAGGAGAAGAAGCAGAGACGUCUAGAGGAGCGGGCUGCCAUGGACGCUGUGUGUGCGAAGGUGGAGGCAGCCAAUAAGCUUGAAGAUCCUCUGGCCGCGUUCCCUGUGUUUAAGAAAUAUGACAGAAAUGGGUUAAACCUUCAUAUAGAAUGCAAGCGUGUCUCGUCUUUGGAUGCCGUUACAGUGGAGUGGGCCUAUGAACUGACCAGAGCUAACAUGCAGACUCUUUAUGAACAGAGUGAGUGGGGGUGGAAAGAAAGGGAGAAGAGGGAAGAGAUGAAAGACGAGAGAGCAUGGUACCUCAUUGCUCGAGACCCUGACUCUGCCCUUAUUGCAUUCUCUCACUUUCGGUUCGACGUGGAGUGUGGGGAGGAAGUGCUGUACUGUUAUGAGGUUCAGUUGGAGAGCCGAGUGAGGAGGAAAGGCCUUGGAAAGUUCCUGAUCCAGAUACUGCAGCUCAUAGCCAACAGCACACAGAUGAGGAAGGUGACAUUGACGGUCUUUAAACACAACCAUGGUGCAUACCAGUUCUUCAGAGAAGCCUUACAGUUUGAGAUUGACGACACCUCGCCCAGUAUGUCUGGCUGCUGUGGGGAUGACUGCACUUACGAGAUUCUGAGCCGACGGACAAAAUUUGGGGAGGCCGCAGGUCAUGGGCACGCUGGAGGGCACUGUGGGGGGUGCUGCCAUUGAGUGAGGGGAAGGGUGUGCCUUAUUUCUCAAAUAGAAACAACCCCACCUCAGACCAAACCAUAACCUUCUUAUUUUUUCUUUAUAAAUUCUCCCAACUUCUGUGAUAAUUGUGUUCCCAAAAAAACACGCUUACAUCCCCUGUAAUACAUGUAGAAAUGUUACACCUUCCAAGGAAUGAUGUUUGAUCCCUUUAAAUGUGGAAUUUUUAAGUCUGCAAUAGUUGCUAGUUUCAUGCAUUACAACAGGAAACGUAUGAUUGGCAGUUCAUUAAAAAAGAGGUAACGUUCUCUUACUAUAGUAAGAAGAUGCCCUUUGGAUUUUACAGAGAAUUUUUCACAAAAAUCUUUUUAUUGCUUCUAGGUAAGUACAGCCAGAACUGGAUCUUAUGUCAGGAAUGAAACCUUAUUCCUGUGCCUAUUUUUACAGAUACAAUUCAUCUCUCAGGUUAAGAAAAUGCAGGAUAUACAUUUUAAAAAGGUUUUUGGAAAAAAGGGGGGAAAGCAGAGUUUGGGGGUUCAUAGCUAUUGGGGAAGGGGGUGAUUCAGUGAAGUGGUUGGGUGUCAUGAGAGGUUUAGAAAAGGGCCUGUUACAUUUUUUUCCCUCCAUUUUAUAUUUUUAUAAUCAUGCAAACUAUUUCUUAUUUUGUGAACCCUUGUCCCUUGUUUCACCUUUUUAUUCUUUUUCUAACUGCCUACUCAGUUUUUGGUGUGUACAGUAUAGAAAGAAUCUCUUAUCUGAUUUGCCUUUGUACAUGAACAAUUGACUGCAAAAAUGAAACAUUUACAGCGAGAAAUGUUUACAAUUCUUCCAGUCAUGUGCUUGUUAGAUUUCAUGUAAAAAUGAAGGGAACCAGAAAUAUGUCUGCCUUGUAGGUGUUUUAUUUGUAUGUUACAAAUAAAAGAAAACUUGUUUAACUAA